GGGAAGGCUCGCUCGUAUAUUAAGGCAGCAGCAGCAGCUCCAAGGUGACGGGUCUGACUGACAUCCAACUGGCCUGUAAAACACAGUAAAAAAAUCAAUUUGAGACACCGAUCAAGAUGGGGUUCCUUGGAAGCCUCCUCGUGGUGGCUCUUCUAUGUCAAGUAUACAAGACAUCAGCUACAAUCAGCACAACCAUAACACCACCAUCACGACCUGGAUCAUCUGGUAUGCCUGGCCACAACCUGACGUUCGCUACCACGACCUACCCCGGAUUGAAUUACACCACGAGCGGCAUGUGGCCUCCGUUCAACACGACGGAGCCUUGGUUCAACAUUACGGAGUCUCCGAGCAGCUGCGGCCAAGCUCUGAACGCGUCGACCGGCCAGUUCAUGUACUCCUACUACAUGGGGGAAACGUGCACCUGGGAAAUCUCGGUGCCGCAAGGAAUGGUGGUGACCAUCAACUUUCAAAUGUUUAACAACGACAACAACAGCAUUCGGAUUUAUGACGGCCCACUGAAUCAUGUCACAGACCUACCAGGAAAUGUGUAUUUUUACAACUACGUGUCCUCCACUGAAUCGGUGCGGGUUGUCGUCACAAAGACAAACAACGGUUGGCUGUACCUACAUGGAUAUUUCUAUGCUACACCAGCUGAAAGCCACUGUGGAGGCGUUUUGGAUAUAGACAGCAACCUGUUAAUAUUGUCUCCAAACUUCCCCAACAACUACCCCAGCAACCUGGAGUGCGUCUGGAUCUUCAAGGCACCAAGCCGUGGCAUCUCACUGUCAUUCAUGGAUUUCAGGAUGGAUGCUGACAAUUCAUCACAAGGGCAGAGUCACAGCAGAUGCGUGGGAGAUUCCUUGACCAUGUACAAUGGAGAAAAUGUACACUCCGUGAUCCUGGACUCACUGUGCAGCAACAGCCCUCCCAGCCAGAGCCCGCAGUCCCAUGGCAGCAUGAUGGUGGUGUUGAGAUCCGGUGAAAGGAAUUCUUCUGGAGCGUUUGCUUUCAUUGUUUCACAAAACUGGUUCCAAGGGACUUGUGGAGGUGUAUUUAAUGGAACUGAAGGUUUCAUUUCUGGGAAUGAUUCCUUCAGUAGCUACAAUUGCUACUGGCUUAUUGAAACAAGUCCGGACAAAGCUGUGUUCUUGAAUGGAACCUUCUGCGGGAAUGCUGAAAUCCAUGAAGGCCAGUCCAUCAAAGGGCCGACUUUGGCCAUUGUCAGUAAUUAUUACUGUGAAAACAUAAAUGUCCUCUCCUCUGGAAAUAAAGUCGUAUUAAUCACAUAUGGACCAUUUAACGUGACUUACAAGGCUUCAGAACCGUCAACAUCACUCGGCUGUGACUUUGAGCAAGGAUUCUGUGGAUGGCAAAACAAAUACGAAAAUGCCGUUCAGUGGACGGCAAUUCAAUACAACAAUGUCUACGUAUUGCCAAUACUGAGUCUAAUUCCACACAGUCGUGCUUUCCUGGGCAUCAACCAAUAUAUGUACAACUCCAUGUCUACUCUGCUGGGCCCUCUCGUGACACAUCAGAACGGCCCCAGGUGCCUGAGCUUCUGGUUCAGCGUUGUUGCAAAUAGCAACUCCUCGCUGGCCUUGUACGCGACGGACACAGACUCCGCGCAGCGCUCUCUCCUGUGGGAGGCCUCCCCCCUCUGGGGCAUGAAUGCACGCUGGGGCAGGGCACUUGUCAACAUCAACUACACCAACUACCAGCUUGAGUUCGUGGCCGACACACACAUGCAAGCAAUCUCUCUCGUAGGCAUAGACAAUGUAACCCUGUCUGAUGGAGAAUGCCCUCAAGCUCCCCAUCCGUGCUACGAAUUCAUCAGUGCCUCCGAAGGACGCCUGGAGAUCCCCCACGUUUCAGAAAGUGACAACGACUUCUGCCUGUGGGCUAUCAAUGGCAGCUACAACGAGAGAUUCAGCAUUUUCCUGGAAUUAAGCGGCCCAUCAGAGCAGAACGGCACGGAGGGUUGCUCCUCGAGCAAUUUGGUGGGUGCUGUAAUGUCAAAUACAUACGGCACCCAGUUGAAUAUACAGAACUCUUUCUGCCGCAUCGGGUCUAUAAACAUGACCAUGCAAGGCAGUCCUGUCGUUGCCAUUUACCUUCCAGGGCUUCAGCGAAAAAAUGCAACAUUUAGUGGAAGGUUUGAAGCAUAUGGUUGUAGAAAACAGUUCAAUGAGACCAGUGGAGUCAUUUCAUCACCGAACUACCCAAGUGUCUAUGACAACUAUGAAGACUGUGCUUGGCUGAUUCACUCUCCAGCAAACAAACAAAUCAGGCUCUCAUUUACAGACUUCAGAAUUGAACAAAAUUAUGACUAUGUGAUGGUGUACGAUGGACCUUCAAGAGAUUACCCCCAAUUGGGUAGAUUUACUGGCUUCACUAUGCCCCAAGCCCUGAUUUCAUCUGGAAGCGACUUGUACGUCACAUUCACGUCUGACAACAUCGUCGUAUACACAGGGUUCAGUGCAAAUUAUGAGAGCAUUGAUCGGUGUUCAUUGAGUUUGCAAGGCGACUCUGGCAGAAUAAACAGCUUUUAUGACCUGGGCUACGCAACAAAUAUGCUCUGCACUGUGGACAUUACAGUUCCUAAUGGCUAUUUUGUCAAGCUGCAAUUUAACUACUUCAAGCUACCGGGGAGCGAGCUGUGUGGCAACAGCUCCCUGACCGUGUACGACGGCGGUGCCCAGCAGCGGGGACAUUCUCUGGGCAGAUUCUGCGGCCAAUCUCUGCCGCCGGGCGUGCGCUCCCUCUCCAACAACGUGACGCUCGUGUUUCAAGUCUCGGACAACUUCAUGCAAGAAUAUGGCUUCAGUUUGGAGUUCUACAAAGUUGACCCACUACCAGCCAGCAGAGAAUGUGGCUGGAUCCCUGUAGCAGAACGCAGAGUGAACAACCGGAUCGUGGGAGGCUACGAAGCAAGGCUCGGAGAAUGGCCCUGGCAAGCGAGCCUGCACAACUUCAACAGACUGGCCUGUGGGGGCUCCCUCCUCAGUGACCGCUGGGUUGUGAGUGCUGCUCAUUGCUUCAAUAGUAACAACCCAAACACCUGGACGGUAUACCUGGGCCUGCACUCUCAGAACGAUCUCAGCGCUUCAACUGUCGUGGCCAGAAGCGUCAACAGAAUCUUGAUCCACGAACGCUACAACGGAAGCAGCCAUGACUAUGACAUUGCUCUCAUGGAGCUGUCAGAACGUGUUUCCUUCACCGAUUACAUACAGCCAGUUUGCCUCCCACCUCGCUUUCAGAAGUUUCCCUACCCAGGGAAAUCAUGCUUCAUUUCUGGUUGGGGAACCCUUUUUGAAGGUGGCUACACACUCGACCGGCUUCAGGAGGCUUCAGUAGAGAUCUUCAAGACGUGCGUGACCCCAGGGCCGCAGGCCUACAGCCCAUCUCUAAUCACCAACAGGAUGCUGUGUGCAGGGUACCUCGAAGGAGGGGUGGACACCUGCCAGGGAGACUCUGGGGGUCCCUUGGUUUGCCAGGACUCAAACGGCCACUGGUACCUCUCUGGAAUCACCAGCUGGGGCUAUGGCUGUGCACGGGCUUACCAGCCAGGUGUUUACAGCAGGGUCACCAAAUUCUUGGACUGGAUUCACCAGAACAUGCAGUAGUCUCUUAUACCAUCCUGCACCGACACAAUACUAUAGAUCAUGGAUGUUAAUGAUGGGAACUGUAAAUCAAAAUAAUUAAUGCAGUAAAUCAUUAUGUAAAAAAUGAACUCGUUGUAAAUUGUUGUUAAAAUGUUCAUUUAUAUCGCUGAAUACUGGAUUUUAACUGCCCCAGAAUGUAACAAGGUUUGCAAGUCAAUAGAUGAACAAAGUUUUUGGGUCAAAUCAGACAACUCUGAUAGUUUUUUACAUGGUAUUUUGGUUUUGCAACACCUGUAAUGGAUCCUGGCAGAGAAAAAAUGCAUAUGAUGUGAAAACCACUUGACUAAGGUGGAAAGGUGAUUGUUGGCAUUGGCAGGAGAUGAAUAAAAAACUUUCUAUUUUUCAAUGUUGCUUAAUUCUUUCAACAUUGACACAAUGGACAAUUCAUGGACUGUCUAAACUCUAAACUAUUUGGCCCAACCUGAUUAUACGUGACAGCAAACGUAAGUGCCGUCUAAACUAUGUACGAUGCAUUUAUUUGUUAUAUUUUGACCUGUGACAUCAACUCGCGUCUUUUUUAAAUUAAUUGCCAUGGCUAUUGAGCAGUAGGGGUACUCAGAGGCGAUCUAUAUAUCUUCUAGGGGACCAUUGCAAUGAUCGGCGCAUCCAGACGAGAUGAUGCGUUCCACAGGGAGAUUGUCCUUCAUUGAGGUUGUCUAAGAGUGUGUACGUGGCAAGGUUAUCAGUGAUUUACCUUCACCUUCCCUGGUCAACACAGCCCAUGAGUUUGUGAGUUUUGGUUUAAUAACUCCAUAAAAACAAGACUGGUUUUGGGGUACUCAGAGGCGAUCUAUAUAUCUUCUAGGGGACCAUUGCAAUGAUCGGCGCAUCCAGACGAGAUGAUGCGUUCCACAGGGAGAUUGUCCAUCAUUGAGGUUGUCUAAGAGUGUGUACGUGGCAAGGUUAUCAGUGAUUUACCUUCACCUUCCCUGGUCAACACAGCCCAUGAGUUUGUGAGUUUUGGUUUAAUAACUCCAUAAAAACAAGACUGGUUUUGCACAAGGAGGCUGAAAAAAACCAAGUUUGUGAUGCAAUUCGCUUGUUACAUGUAAAGUUACCUGAGACGCCUCUGUGUAAAUGGCCUGAUAUGAAAACUGUUAUCAUAGUGUGCGUAAUAAAACUAUGGGAAAAUGUAAUUAAGAAAAUACUUCAUGGAAAUAUAUACAAAAAUGAACAUUUUAACAGUGUUUUUGUGGUAUUCCAAAAAUCAUGGCAUAUCUUGUUGGGUAAGAUGGUUUACUAGUUGGGGUGGAAAAUGGCAAUGAUUCUUCAUAAUGUGAAAGACUGAAAGCUGCUCUCAUGAAAUUUUAACUUUCUUUUCAAAAACUGAUUCACACGAAGCGACACUAUUUGCCACAAAAACCCGUAAUAUAUCUAAAGCAUUUGGAAAUCGAUGCAUGCUUAAUAGUAAUCUGGUGAAUAAAGAUUUGAAAUCUGUAAAGUAUAA
Lethenteron reissneri (Far Eastern brook lamprey) is the source of this 5109-nucleotide messenger RNA. Its product is annotated as cubilin-like. NCBI's taxonomy places the organism in Eukaryota, Metazoa, Chordata, Hyperoartia, Petromyzontiformes, Petromyzontidae. The record is from RefSeq and is a predicted model, not a curated record. Gene Ontology annotation, biological process: proteolysis. Gene Ontology annotation, molecular function: serine-type endopeptidase activity. Gene Ontology annotation, cellular component: membrane.